AUGUGCUCUUCGGGUACCGUAUCGGUACAGGACAUAUAUCCACAAGAAGGGUCUAGAGAGAGAGCAGACGAAUUGACAAAUAAUGCAGCAGAGUAUGCUCGGUUAUGGAUAGGGCGGGGUAAAAGAGCAGCAGAUUUCAUCUUUAGGAAGCUUCUGCUUGGAACAUUUGGGGAGGAUCUUUAUCUCUAG
Molecule: messenger RNA, 189 nt
Organism: Prunus armeniaca (apricot)
Lineage: Eukaryota; Viridiplantae; Streptophyta; Magnoliopsida; Rosales; Rosaceae
Source: the annotation of a GenBank genome assembly